This is a messenger RNA of Aspergillus ochraceoroseus IBT 24754, 1073 nucleotides long. Its product is annotated as PaaI family thioesterase. The record is from RefSeq and is a predicted model, not a curated record. The transcript is spliced from 2 exons. Bases 189 to 1043 code for a protein of 284 amino acids. Lineage: Eukaryota; Fungi; Ascomycota; Eurotiomycetes; Eurotiales; Aspergillaceae.
CUCGUUUCUCCCCUUUCCUUGAUUAUGUGUCGCUAAUAGUUUAUUGUGACUUGGAGAACCCGUUUUCUUGCUGUUAAAUACUCCCCUUCCCCUCCACUUACUAGACACCCGGGUGCUCUACAUAGAGUAUCAGGACUAUAUACAAGGAACCUCUUACCUCUCUCUACAAUCCCAAAAGCAUACUCACCAUGUUCUCAACCAAAAUGUCCAGGACGCUGUCUCGCCUUCUGCAAAGACAACAACCAACAGCACAACCACCAGCCGCAACCACCAUUCCAGCGCCAUCAAGCCAAACAUGCAUCCGCUCCGCCCAAACACAAGCAACAACAUCCUUCCCACCCGAGAUCGACGACAUGCUCUCGACCCUCCCUCUCAUCAAAUCCCUGCGGCAAGACCCCACCUUCAAAGAAACUCGCCCGCACCUCGCAAUGCCCAGCAACCUACGCAGCUCGCAUUUCGUGGGCGGCUCCCUAGCCGGACAGGGUAAACUGGCCAGCGCCUCGUAUAUGUUCAUGUCACAGUCGCGGCCCUCCUCCUCCUCCUCCUCCUCCUCCUUGACGGGACAUCCGCAAUCACAGAACACUGCCGCAGCCGCAACCGCAACCGCAACCGCAACCGCUGAACCCCCCCAAUGCCAAAUCAUCGCUUUCUUCCCCAUUGGAAGUCAGAUGUGCGGCCACCCCGGUUUCGUCCACGGCGGGCUUCUCUCGGUUCUCUUCGACGAGGUCUUCGCGUACUGCGCGUCGCAGUCCUUUCGCACGGGCUCCGGCAUGACUGCGAAUCUCAACGUCAAUUUCAGGAAACCUGCGCUCCCGGAUCGCGUGUAUGUGUUGCGGGCUGCCACGGUCAAGGUGGAGGGGCGCAAGGCUUGGGUGGAGGGGACCAUGACCAUGACUUCCUUGCCCUUGCAUGGUGCGGGUGAGAGUGACGGAAAGGCAGAGCAGCAGCAGCAGCAGCAGCAGCCUGUGAUGGUUGCCGAGGCGAGCGCUCUGUUUGUGGAGCCGAAGUUUGCUGAGUCCAUGGCGCCUGUGUAUCGCCAUUAGAUGUGAGGUGAUGCCGCUGGAACAUUCGAU